Molecule: messenger RNA, 963 nt
Organism: Ilex paraguariensis (yerba mate)
Lineage: Eukaryota; Viridiplantae; Streptophyta; Magnoliopsida; Aquifoliales; Aquifoliaceae
Source: the annotation of a GenBank genome assembly
AUGGAGCUUCAACAUUUCAGCCAUAAGGACCAUCCACUGAUUCUCAAAGAAGUGCAAGAGGCUGAAAGUGAGAGGAUUAUAUGCUAUGGGUGUGAGGAACCAAUCGUAGAGGACUCUAUGUAUAGUUGUAGCCAAUGUGAUUACUUCCUCCACAAAAGAUGUGCGGAACUCCCCCAGGAAAUUAAUGACCCUGUGCACCCCCAACACCUUCUCACUCUCUAUGGAUGUUCACCUUAUCCGUCUUCUUCGUCAUACAUAUGUAAUGCAUGUCGACAAGAUUUGGAUCUGUUCAACUACUUUUGUAGUUCUUGCAAAUUUAACCUUUGCAUCUCAUGCUUCUUAGAGGAACGCACGAUUAUGCACACAAGUCACGAGCACCCAAUGGUUGCCAUAUCUAGACCAGCAUCGUUCUUUUGUAAUGGUUGUGGCAGUGAAGAUAUGGACACAUCCUAUGCUUGUCACACUUGCCAUUUUUGGAUUCAUAAAACUUGUGCUUCAUUACCUCGCACCAUCAACCUUGGUGAUCACAAGCACCCUCUUGUCCUUGUCAAGGAACACCUCGAGUUAACCAAUUUCAGACACUACUGCAAUUUAUGUCGUAAGCUCAUUGUUGAAGAUACUUGGGCUUAUUACUGUGGCCUAUGUAAAUACUUUGUCCAUCUAAAAUGCGCAACUUCAUAUUUAGAUUCAGAGAGUGUUAGAGGGAGUGAAGAUGAGAAUGAAGUCGAUGAACUACUCGACUCCAAUGUGAUCCAUUUACCGCUGAUGAAGCUUAUGCACAUAAAGCCCACAAGCACCCCUCGUUUCAAAGUGAAAGCUCGGGGUAUAAUUGCAAUGCAUGUGGCAUUACUUUCUCUGGGAUUAGAUUCGGAUGUCGUAAAUGCAAGUUCUAUAUAUGCACCCGUUGUGUUGUACUCCCACAUAUUAUCAAUCACAGAUGGGACAAACAUCCUCUCAUCUUGA